GUUCUAAGAAAGGGGAAAAGACGUCUAUCCUUGAAGGCAUGUCUAAUGUCCAGCCUGUGGCAAACUUCACCCCUGCCUGGUUGGCUCAGUCGGGCCUGCUGUCCCUGGUGCAGACCGAAGACACGUCAUCCUCAUCGGAGCUGUCGUCAUCAGCUAAGUCAUCUUUGUUAGUUGCGACAUCGUCGUCAGUUGAUCAGUCCUCGUUAGUGGAGACAUUCUCAUCUACUAAGCCAUCUUCAUCAGUAGAGAAAUCUUCAUCAGUUGACCCGUCUUCGUUUGUUGAGAUGCUUUCAGCGAAGAAGGAAACUAGAGGGACUCAGACGUCCAUCAGUCCAUCUUCUGGCUCAAGAAAAUCAAGCCUGAAGAUGUCUUCAGUCGCCAGAAGCUCUUCCUCCUUGCCCCCGAUGCCCCUGUCGGGCAACACAAAGACUGACAUACUCACCGGUAUCACCGAGCAUGGUCUUCAACAAGACCCUUGUCACAACAGUCUGUAA
Messenger RNA from Aplysia californica (California sea hare), 494 nucleotides. Its product is annotated as pheromone-regulated protein PRM7-like. NCBI's taxonomy places the organism in Eukaryota, Metazoa, Mollusca, Gastropoda, Aplysiida, Aplysiidae. The transcript is spliced from 2 exons. The record is from RefSeq and is a predicted model, not a curated record. The annotation marks the transcript as partial.